AAGGAAAUAUGAAAAGCCAACCGCCCAACGGAGGGCCUAGGCGCUUUUCAAAGGGCAUCACCACCUUGAAUGCCGACUCUGUACACUAAACAUGGUCCAAUGGCAUCUAAAUAUAGUUUUUGUGAUUCAUUGUCCUCCCAAUUGCAACCCGACCACUUUGGAGAAAAGACGGCGCCUGCUUCACUCGGUGUAGCGACCGGACCCGUGCCACCGAACAGCUCACCUCGACUGUGAGAGUCUUGGUGGCGGUGACAGCCAAGGCCAUCCGCCAUCAACAGCCUGCGGGUGUGGCCAAGCCCGGGUCACCCGAGACAGCCUUGCUCGGGUCGGGCCAGUAGCACUGGGCCGUCUUCAAGCCACGCCCCCCCACACCUUUCCACCCGCCCACGUCUCAUCCGGGCCCCUCGGGCUGCGUCUGCCAAGGCCUGUGCGCCCGAGCCCCUCCUGUCAUCGGAGCGCAUUGACAAGACAAAGUUCGGAUGACGUCCGCAUCCAAGUCGUUUCUAGAAUUCCAGGGGAACGGUUGAGGUGGGUCUGGGGUCCAAAUGGGGGAUGAGUGACGACGUGGGGUGGCCCUGGGGACCAUCGCUGUGAUGCCAUUGCGCAGGCUCGGGCUCGGGGUGUCACCCAACCGUCCUGCCGACAGUCGCGCGUUUGCGGCGUUUUGCCGAUCGUGGAAGCCAAGGCGGCGUCAAAUUAGCGGUGGUAAUUUCCACAUGUACGGCCGUGGCGGCCAGCCGCACGAAGCUUUCGCAUGUCAAACUCAAUAUGAUUUGUUUGGAUCUAGUUACGAGGCUAGUGCCCAGGUGCAUGGAAUAUCCCGGCUGCCUGUCCCCUGGGUAUGAAUCCAGGGUUCUGGUAAGUGGGUUUCUGCCUCUUCUCAGACCCGAGCCCUCGGGCUCGCUCAACACCCUGCGCGCGCGUUCGCCGUUGAUUAGUUUCACGCGCGAGGCUAGUCUGCCCCUGCCCAUGUUUACUUGAUCGUCCUGAGCUCCAAUGUGGAUACUGGACAGCGAGCUUCCUUGGCCUCUUGCGAACGAGGAAGAAACUUUCUCUCCUUUAGGUGGGCGGUUGGGAUCUGACUCGAGAUACUUCUUGCGCAAAUUGCCUCGAGGUCAACUUGGUGAUCGAGAAGCCAAAGUGUUUGCUUGCCAAGGCCUCAGCCUCAUGGCCACAGACCUCCUGCCUCAGGAUCUGACCAUGCCUCUUCUGGCAAGGACGAUGUCAGCUCGCCGCGCGGGUGGCAUGUACAUAUAUCCUCGAGAUACCCGCCUCUAGCAUCUCCUUCUACUCCGUCUGCCUCAGCGCGAUCUCCUGGGACGGCCUCACCAUAGUCACUCGUUCGACAAUCCCAAUCGCACAUAAUAAUCCAGAAAAGGAAAAAAACUUCAACAUGGCCUACAUCCACUCCAGGAUCACCAUCACCUGCGCCCUGCUGGCCCUGUCGGCGACCGUGACCGCUAGGCGCAUCGACGAGAGCGGCUUUGCACCCGAGGACAUCAUCGUCCGCGAUGUUUGCGUCAUCGGCGGAGGCGCCUCCGGGUCGCAUGCGGCCGUGCGUGUUCAGGACUCUGGAAAGUCAGUCGUCGUGAUCGAGACAAAGGACCGUCUGGGCGGCCAUGUGGACACCUACAACGACCCGCGCACCGGCGCGCCCGUCGACUUUGGCGUCCUGGCGUACCUGGACCUUCCCGGCGUCAAGGACUUCUUUGCGCGCUUCAAGAUCCCCACCAUCCCCAUCACCGGGUCGCCGUUCCAGAACAAGUACGUCGACUUCAAGACGGGCAAGACGGUCGACGGCUACCCGGCCUUCAGCCAGGACGACGUGCGCGCGGCCCUGACGACGUUCGCCAUGACGACCCUCAAGUACAACGACCUCUUCUUCCCGGGCUACUUUGGCCUCGUGGAGCUGCAGAAGAAGGGCGGGGCCGUGCCCGAGGACCUGACCAUGCCGUUCGGGCAGUUCGUGGCCAAGUACAAGAUCGAGGCCGCCGUGCCGACCAUCUGGACCUUCGCGUCCGGGCUCGGCGACGUGCUGGCGGCGCCCACCGUCUUCGUGCUCCAGAACAUCAACGCCGUGCACCUGGGCCAGAUCCAGAGCGGCGGCAUGUUCCGCACCGCCAACAACUCGGCCCUCUACGACGCCGUGGCCCGCCAGCUCGGCCCCGGGUCCGUCAUGUAUGGCAGCCGCGUGGCCGCCGCCGACCGCCGCGCCGAUGGCGUCACGCUGCUGGUCAAGGGCAGCUGCGGCAAGAACAAGCUCGUCAAGGCCAAGCGCCUGCUCGUCACCAUCCCGCCCACCAAGGACAACAUGCACCAGUUCGACGCUGACGCGGCCGAGAACGAGAUAUUCGCCAAGUGGACCGCCACCGACAUCCAGGUUGGGCUCCUGACCGGGUCCAACAUGCCCGACGGCAUCAGCAUCAACAACGCCGACCCCAGCAACGCCACCCUGCACCUGCCCAAGGGCACCUACGUCGACCCCAUCGCCUCGACCGGCAUCCCGGGCAUUUUCCGCACCAUGGUCGUCGGCCCCGCCGGCACGGGCGUGCAGGCCGCCAAGGACCUGGUGCGGUCGGCCGUGCGCGGCUUUGGCGCCGCCGGGACUUUUUCCAACGUCGGCCGCAUCGAUUUCCCGGCCUGGUCCGAUCACGGCGUGUCGCAGCUGCGCGUGUCGGGCGCCGACAUCGCCGCGGGUUUUUACACCAAGCUGUACGCGCUGCAGGGCCAGAAGAGCACCUGGUUCACCGGCGCCGCCUGGGGUGCCGACUACACCUCGAUACUCUGGGUCUUUACCGAGAAGGGCGUCCUGCCGGGGCUGCUGGCUGGGCUGUGAUUGUGUCUUUUUCUCUGGGAUGGAAAACGGGACAGAGAGCUUAAUUGUAUAAUACAUAGACUUGUCGACACUGAAUACAAUCUCAUUUGUUGUAUAUAAGACGCG
Gaeumannomyces tritici R3-111a-1 is the source of this 2941-nucleotide messenger RNA. RefSeq lists its product as hypothetical. The record is from RefSeq and is a predicted model, not a curated record. The transcript is spliced from 2 exons. NCBI's taxonomy places the organism in Eukaryota, Fungi, Ascomycota, Sordariomycetes, Magnaporthales, Magnaporthaceae. Bases 1394 to 2836 code for a protein of 480 amino acids.